Nerophis lumbriciformis (worm pipefish) is the source of this 3018-nucleotide messenger RNA. The record is from RefSeq and is a predicted model, not a curated record. NCBI's taxonomy places the organism in Eukaryota, Metazoa, Chordata, Actinopteri, Syngnathiformes, Syngnathidae.
AUGGAAGAUAAAGCAUUGACCAAGUCUGCCAUGGUUUCAAGACUGCCCAAGUUUGGUGGGCGCUCUGGAAGUGGUGGAGCUGGACAUUUGUCCAAUGGUUCAUCUACCCAGGAGGUCAAGACGUCUCCUGCUGGAACGCGGCCAAAUGGUGCUAUUCGAACCUCUCCUUUUUCUUUGAAAUGGAAGAAAGAGGAAGGGACAGCACCUUUUAGCCUUACCAGCCCUACCAGUCCCGUGGAGGGCAGUAAGGACAAGUCUAGACAACUUCCCUCACCGGGGACGCCAAUAAUGCGGAGGUCAGGUGCAUUGGCGGUGGCUGCCGCAAGCCCUAAGGCCAUUCCAAAGCAGUGCUUAAAAAUAGCUCCAAAAGACAGCAUCAAGCUCGGUCAAAGUUCUCUCAACGGCACACCUAAAACAGACCACACUGACACAGAGUCCCGCCUUGUACGGCCCAAGUUAUCUUCUGUCUCAGCAAUAAGUAGUUCCCAAGACCGACUUUCUCAGUCUAGCGAAAGCCUGAAAACCCUGGAACUGGAGAAGAUGGUGCGCUCACACAGCUUCACGCACUUCAAGCAGAUUCCAUCUCCCAACAGCCAGCCCAUGAUACGUUCCUUUUCCUUUAACCGGGCUGUGGAACUAGCCAAACCUCUGGUCAACACUCAACUCCGACCGCCUCGAAGCAGUCUGCUCAAACCCCCAAAACUUGGCAAUGGACGAUUAAGUUUAGGACUCGGAGGUUUGCGUGUUGGCCAUGGAGGUUCUGGAUCUUGUGGUGGAGUUCAGUACAACCAAACAUCUCCAGCUUCAUCCUCACUACCCACGCUGUCAGCUCCCUCAACCCCGAGUGCUUUGAAAAAGCCUAUGCUCUCCACUUGCGGUUUGAAGAAGUUAUUGGGGAAUAGUAGUGGAUCUCUGGGCUUCAGGCAGGCAAACGCUGCAAAGGCCAAGCAACAAAAAAAUGUAAUUUCUGGUUGUGUUCAAGAAACUGGCAAACCUUCAUCCAUCUCUCCAUAUGGAGAUGCUGAUCCUAUUGGCUAUAGUGAAGAAAGAGACAGUCACAAUAACAUUUAUCAAUGUUCUACCGGUGGACGACAAAAAGAAGAGACCGUCAUUUCACAAAGCUCAAAUCAGGCAGCAGUAGAUUUUCAGGAAGACAUGUCCUUGUCUUCUGCUUCAUCCUUAGACAGAGGGAAUACCAGUGAAGAGUUUCUAGAUGACUUGGACAGUGUAGGGGAUGUAUUUAGUGAUGGUGACCCUCCUCCAAACCCUGACAACAAAAAGAAAGAUGACAAUCUCAGUGAGACCAGGGACUGGGAUCUGGAAGGCCCUAUGCAGGACUCCCAGGGACCGAUCGGGAGGUGUCCGGAGGAUGUGGAUGUCUGCCUGGCUUCUUCUUUGGAGCUGUCCCCCUCCAACAGCUCUGGGGGAACCUACAUGUGGGAUGAAGAAGGUCUGGAACCCCUUGGUGGACCUGGGUCGUAUUCAUCCAAGCUCUAUGACGACUCUGACCUCAACAGCAUUGAUAUCCUAAACAACCUGCAUACCCCAGGGGCCGUAGAAGUGGAUGACAAUGACCUCAUGCUGGAUUUGGAACUUCCAGAGGAUUGUGUACAUGACUUUAACACAAUGUCCAAUGGUGAAAGCGUGCCCCGUAGACAGGGACAACGGCGUCAGAAUCACCGCUGGAAUCGACCAGACCACUUAGCCAACGAUGGCAGGGCACCGUUCUUCCACCACUACGAUGGUCUCAAGUCCUCGAGGAUGUAUUUACAGGCUGUCCCUUCAGAAGCAAAGGAACAGAGUCACGUGCCCGUGCCUGAUGAGCUUUCACUGGACCAUAUGAGCCAAGACUGCAGCUUGGUCAAGAAUCAGCUGCUCAGACUGAAAAACCUACUGCAGCUUGAGGAUACAGACUCGACAGCAGAUGUUCCAGGGGAUACCAAUACUGCAUCCCAGGUUGAAGAGCUGCUGAAGGAGGUGCACAUGCUCCGAGACGAACUUCGGAGUCGAGACAAAACCAUUGUUCAGCUUACUCUGCAGUGUCAGCACCAUCAGCGGGAACAAACGGUUGCUCAACAAUGUCAGGUGCGUUGCCAUUGCCAGCAGCAGAGGGCGCCGUCGCUUUUACGACAGCCAGGGGACAGGAGACUGCAGCGCCCAUGCGACAAGGCCACCCAGACCUACUGGAGAACCCCCAACCACACAUUUCAACUCCUGCCCUGGUUCAUCAGCUCCACCGUCUUCCAGUGGGUGGGACUGUGCAGGCUCGGCACAGGUGUGCUGCCCACCCCCUCGCUGCCCCCGUGGCAGGCACAGCACCAGGCCUUGACCUGUACCGGCAUGCCCCAGCGCAGACAGAAUCAGACCCCAGCUUGUGUCCCAGUAGCAUUUGCCCACAGAUCGCUCCUCCUGAUCCAGAGCCAUCUAGAAGCUCUCUCUGCUGCCUCCAUGGUGGUUUUGAUCGCCUUCCUUUUCUCAGCACCUGUGAUGCCCAGAAGUCUUCAAAUACCUUUCAACAUCAGCGAGUGUUUCCACCCGGGAAGACCAGUAAAAGCUCUCCCCACCGUGGACCGCAGUGAACAAACGAGGGAUGCAGGGGCCUGUUUGGAUUCAGACGCUCCUCCUGAUGGGCGAGCAUCAGAUGUGUCGGCCGCAGCAGACCCGCUGAAGCUGAGUCACCGUUGCAGCAUUCAGUGUCAAAGCUCGGGGGCCCAAUGUGAGCGGCGGGUCGUGUCGCAUGACCCGGUCACUCCCACGUCUGCUCUUCGCGAGGGCACGUCACUUCCUUCUGUCAAGCCGCUCAGACAGUCGUCCUCCUCAAAGCCGUUGGCCAGCAAGAGUAGGCAGCUGCCCCCUCCGUCCAGAGGCCUUCCUUGCUUUAACGCGGGUCCCUGGCAGCCUCGCAGGAUCUCUGAGCCCCCUCACGGUGGCGCCAACCCAGAAAACGCCAACCGGCUGCCCGCCAAGACGAACGGUCCCUCUGCUCGUUCGUGUCUCCCCAAGCCAAAGAUUCCCUAA